Molecule: messenger RNA, 945 nt
Organism: Phodopus roborovskii (desert hamster)
Lineage: Eukaryota; Metazoa; Chordata; Mammalia; Rodentia; Cricetidae
Product: vomeronasal type-1 receptor 4-like
Exons: 1
Coding region: 1-945 (314 amino acids)
Biological process (GO): G protein-coupled receptor signaling pathway
Cellular component (GO): membrane
Molecular function (GO): pheromone receptor activity
Source: RefSeq, a predicted model, not a curated record
AUGCUCAAUAAAAGAAUGCAUUCCUGGAAUCUGACCAUCAAAAUAACUUUCCUCUCACAAACUACAACUGGACUUCUGGGAAAUUUUUCUCUGUUUUACUACUAUUUGGUCUAUUAUGGAGAAUGCAAAUUAAAGACUAUAUAUUUGAUUCACAUCCAUCUAAUAUCAGCCAACACCUUGAUUGUACUCUCUAGAGGAGUGCCCCACACAAUGGCAGCUUUUGGGUUGAAGCAGUUUUUAAAUGAUUUUGAAUGCAGAUUACUUUUGUACAUUGAAAGAGUUGGCCGCAGUAUGUCUAUUGGUGCCACCUGCCUUUUGAGUGUGUUGCAGACCAUCAUCAUCAGUCACAAGGAAUUCUGUUGUAAGGACCCAAAAGCCAAAGCUUCUAAGUACAUUGGCUGCUCCAUCGGCCUCCUCUGGGUCUUGUACAUCUUGAUAAACUUAAUUUUCUUUCUGUACCCAAUUCUCAGAAGGUAUAGUAAUAAUGUGACAAGAAAACAAGAUUUUGGACACUGCUCCACUCUAAGGUGGAAUGAAAUCAGUGCCUCACUCUAUGCAGCUCUGGUGGUGUGCCCUGAAAUACUGUUUUCUUUGCUUGUGGCCUGGUCCAGUGGCUGCAUGAUUGUCUUUCUGUACAGACACAAGAAGAGGGUUCAACACAUCCGUAGCACUCAUGGUUCCAGGAGAAACUUCCCUGAGUCCAAAGCUACGCGUCACAUCCUGGUCCUGGUGUGUACCUUUCUGGCUUUUUAUACUCUCUCCUCCAUCUUACAAGGCUGCAUGGCUCUUUUGUAUAAUCACAGUUGGUGGCUUGUGAACAUCACUAACCUCACUUCUCUGUGUUUUCCUUGUUUUGCACCCUUUCUCCUUAUGAAUCAUUACUCCAUGGUACCAAGACUUGAUUUUCUCUGGAUGAGGAAUGUAAACUCAUGUAUUCCUAAGUAA